This is a messenger RNA of Colletotrichum graminicola M1.001, 573 nucleotides long. RefSeq lists its product as uncharacterized. Gene Ontology annotation, molecular function: glutaminyl-tRNA synthase (glutamine-hydrolyzing) activity. NCBI's taxonomy places the organism in Eukaryota, Fungi, Ascomycota, Sordariomycetes, Glomerellales, Glomerellaceae. The record is from RefSeq and is a predicted model, not a curated record. The coding region runs from base 1 to 573 and encodes 190 amino acids. Gene Ontology annotation, biological process: regulation of translational fidelity; glutaminyl-tRNAGln biosynthesis via transamidation. The transcript has a single exon.
AUGCGCCCCGUCUGCAGGCGCUGCAGCGCCCUUCUUCGACAGGCCCGACGAUUCACGUCCUCUUCCGCCCGACCCUCAAUAUCCAACUCCGCGUCGGCGCUCCUCUCGAAACCGGUGUGGUCCGUCGCGUCCCUUCUCCCGCCUGGUUCGAAAGCCGAUGCCCCCCCGAAUUCUACAGAAGAACCAAUCUCUCGUGUCAAGUUGCAUCACCUCCUCCGUCUAUCCGCCCUCCCACUCCCGGAAUCUGAAGCUGAAGAGUCUGCGAUGCUGCGCACACUACAUUCGCAACUGCACUUUGUGCGCGACGUCCAGAGCGUAGACACAACGGGAGUCGAGCCGUUGCGCUCGCUGCGCGAUGAGACAACUGAAGGUGUCGCAGAGGCGGCAAUUGGACUCCAAGAGUUGCAAGACGCUUUGGGCAAGGAGAUCCGUUUCGGCCAUAAAAAGCGACCUAAGAGACUGCGUGGAGAAAAAGUCGACACCAAGGGCGUUGAAGACUGGGAUCCUCUCAAGACAGCAUCUAGAACGGCUGGGAAGUACUUCAUUGUUCAGAGCAGAAAGGAGGUAUCAUGA